GCCUUGUGACGUCAAGGAGGGCUGAAGCGCUUCCUCCUUGCUCCGUAGCGGCCAAAGGAGGGAAAAUGAGCACGAGAAGAUUGAAAUUAAAUGGCACUGAAGAUAGCAUGAAAAGACCCAGCAAGAGUUGCUGCUAUGUAAGCUGCGAAGACCUGCCAUAGUCGUGCUGAUCGACUGAUAUUGUUAUCACCAUGCAAGGAUCCGAUGGGUUCUUGACCCAACGGCGCCAGCGUCCGGUUGCGUGAGCGCCGUCCCGUCUUCCUGCAGAUCCCGCACGGCAUGGCCUCUCUGGACCUGCCGUACCGCUGUCCUCGCUGUGGGGAGCACAAGCGCUUCCGAAGCCUGUCAUCCCUGCGCGCCCAUCUGGAGUACAACCACACGUACGAGACCCUCUACGUUCUCUCCAAGUCCAACAGCGUUUGCGACGCUGCCGCCCUGCUGCCUCUCGUGACGGAGGGAGCCCUGGUGCCACCACCCAACAAUAACGAGCCCUUUGAGCCGCUUCAGUCGUCGGCUUUGAAAGAGCGGCGCUUCCCUUGCCGAGAGCUUCCGUGCGUGGACGACCUGAGUUUGACGCCGGCGAGCACCAACGCUUCCGCCAGGUACAUCCCCAAUGUGGAGUUUCCUCUGGGGGAGAUUUUGAUGAAGACGGCCAUGACAUCCACAGACCCCAGCCCCUAUGGGAACCCCAAUACAGCUGUGGCCGUAGCAGCUAACGUUGCCGCCAGUGCAGUGGAGGCGGCUUAUGAAGAAGGCCUGGCCAGGUUGAAGGCACGUGCAUUCGAACGUCUUGAGCUGGAUGAGAGGAUGGAGAAGCUUUCGGAAGAGGUGGAGCAGAAAAUAGCGGCCCGCGUAGGCCGUCUUCAGGCUGAGUUGGAGAGAAAAAGUUCCGAGCUGGAGCGGGCCAAGCACGAGAGCGAGCGGCUCAGCCAAGAGAAACAAGAGCUAGAGGACAAGGCUUUGGAGCUCUCCCGGCAGGUAGACGUUUCGGUGGAAAUGCUGGCCAACCUAAAACAGGACCUGGUGAAUAAGGAGGCAGAGCUCAGCCACAAGCAGCAGGAGGUGGCCCAGAUUGACCAGUUUCUGCAGGAGACUGCGGCACGUGAAGCCAACGCCAAAGUUCGCCUGCAGCAGUUCAUCGAGGAGCUAUUGGACCGUGCCGACCGCGCCGAGAAACAGCUACAAAUCAUCAGCAGCUGCGGCACCACGCCCAACGGAAGCCUGGGACGCUGCAGUCUUCAGGGCAAGGGCAACGGACGCCAGAGAAACUCCAGCAUCUCUGGAAGCACAAGAGGUAUCUACCAAGCAUCUGAACGACGUUCCUCCCCCAGCACAGGUGCAUCGGGUCGGAUCAAGUCGGUGUCACAGGGAUCCGGCGGAUACGAUAGCGACAGUGUGGAGAUGCACCCGUUGGAAGAUUGCUCCGAGGCUCAGUACUACCACAUGCAGUGCCGCCUGAAUGAGGCGGCUUACGAGCGCUCCCCGGGAUGUAGCAGAGGGGGGAGGAACUGGGGUCUGCGCAAACAGGCCAUCCAGAACUGGCAACGGCGGCCUUACAGGAACAGCACCGAGGGUGAGGAGGGAGACGUGUCCGACGUGGGCUCUCGGACCACAGAGUCUGAAGUGGACAUGUGGGAGCAGGAGAGAAGGGCAGUGGCGGAAGUGCAGCAGUCUAGCACCCCCUAUCCUUACCAUGGACGAUCUGGCUAUCGAUCAAAUUCAGGUCGAUGUGAAGGCAUCUACAGCAAACCCUGUCGUCACGAGAAAAGCCCAUCCAAAUCCAAUGAGGUGAUCAGUCCGGAGAUCCUGAAGAUGCGCGCCGGUUUGUUUUGCAUCUUCACCUACUUGGAUACAAAAACGCUGCUUAGAGCUGCGGAAGUCUGCCGAGACUGGAGGUUUGUGGCCCGCCACCCAGCCGUAUGGACCAGAGUCCUGCUGGAGAAUGCGCGCAUAUCCUCCAAGUUGCUGGGAACAUUGUCUCAGUGGUGCACACAGACGCACUCGCUCAUCCUGCAGAACCUCAAACCGCGACAGCGCGGAAAGAAGGAAACCAAAGAGGAGUAUCUCAAAAGCACACGUGGGUGUCUGGAGGAGGGUCUGGAGGCGCUGCUAAAGGCCACGGGAAGUAACCUGCUAAUUCUCAAGAUCUCGCAUUGUCCGAACUUGCUGACCGACCGCUCCCUUUGGCUGGCCAGCUGCUACUGCCGAGCGCUGCAAGCCGUCACUUACAGGAGUGCCACAGACCCAGUUGGCCAGGAAGUAAUUUGGGCCCUUGGAGCCGGCUGUAGAGAUAUUAUCUCCCUGCAGGUGGCACCACUACACCCAUGUCAGCAACCAGCUCGCUUUAGCAACAGAUGCCUGCAGACUAUUGGGAGAUGCUGGCCACAUCUGCGUGCGCUCGGCGUGGGGGGAGCAGGAUGUGGCAUUCAGGGGCUGGCCUCAUUGGCAAGGAAUUGCAUGCGCCUCCAAGUGCUGGAGUUGGACCACGUGAGUGAAAUCAACCAGGAGGUGGCAGCAGAGGUCUGCAGGGAGGGUCUGAAGGGCCUGGAGAUGCUGGUGCUCACUUCCACACCAGUCACCCCCAAAGCUCUGCUCCAUUUCAACAGUGUGUGCCGCAACCUGAAGUCCAUUGUUGUGCAGAUUGGCAUUGAAGACUACUUUGAGGACCCCAAUAGCCCUGAAGCCAGGAAACUGUUUGAUGAAAUGGUUAACAAGCUCCAGGCAUUAAAGAAGAGACCUGGCUUCUCUAAAAUUCUCCACGUGAAAGCAGACAGUCUGUGCUAACAUCAUUUCCUGCUGAUUGUGUCUAGAGAAGGCAAAAAGACACGGCCCCGUGCGAGUGCAUGUGUCCUGGCUGCAACUGAAGUAACACUGAGCACAUUCAUGCUUAAGGAGACACAUGCUGCUUUUUGGAGGUAAUCAUCUGCUACCCUGCACUCUUGGUAGGGACAUGAUGUGGUUUCACAGCGGUUCUUCGUGUCUCUUAAAAAGACAAAAAUGCCAGAUUCCUUGCUUUUUGAAUCACGUUGCCUCUCGGAGUGGGAUCCCGUUGCUAAAACACUUUGCGCCAGAAAGCUGCACCGCUUGAUGUGGACCCGAGUGUCACAAUAAACUCCCAACUGAAGCAAGAUUUUUUCAGAUUUAACCGAAACUUCUAGCUUCAACUUCCUGCACAAGAGGCGUGCUGCAUCUACUUCCUGGCCUGGCACUGGUAUAUUUCCUAAAUGUGGAAAAAGACAAACAGAGACAACAGCAUGUAGGAUCCAUUUUAAUCUCCAAAGCGGUGCCAUUCGUGUCUGUCCUCAUUGCGGUGAGAUUUUUUUUUUAAUCCGACGUGCCAUUGAUGUGGGAAUAGUUCAUGUCCUAAUCACGACAUGCAGUGUUUUAUCAGCUCAGACUGCAGGUGUCGACAUUUUACAGUGUCAAAUCAUCCUUGUGGUGCUUGUUUUGCUGGAUUUCUCAUCUAAAUAUACAGUUUGAUGGCAGGACAACAAGAAUUCAGAGGGUCUUCGGUUUAUGUACAAAGUUUCAAGGAUAGAAAUGACACAAAAUGAAUAAUUUUGUGUUGCAGCGUAAGAAUGUUGCCCAGGUAAAAGCACUCAGUUAACACCUUGCCGAUGGUUUUGUAUUUAUCUUCUGUCAGGUAAGGAGUUUUCAUGCAAAUAUUUACAUUAACUACAACUGACUAUUGUGUUACCAUUGGAAUGUGAACGACUACGACACAAGCUGACGAACUGGAGUCAGGGAACUCAGUCGUAAAUCGAGGACCCUCGUAUGUAACUCCCAAAGAAAGUGUGCGAAUGCUGAGAGAUGCCAAAGAAUUGGGACUACCAGCAUAUCCGAGCAAUUAGUGAUGGGCUUUUAAUUAAAGUGCCUGUGACAUGAUUUUAAAAAAGUCUUAAAUAGCAUUAUUAUGUGAAUUAAAAUAAUAUUUUGAGACUGUUCGACUAUAUACAACAAUUUGGCAAAGCGCAGAUGAAGAGAAAUUUGUCUUUUUUUCUGCCAUUUAGCCCCGCCUGUCAUUAUAGCGCUCUAGCGUCCCCAGCUGGGUGAUGACGUCGGCAGAGUAACGAUUUCAGCUGAUUUAGAUUUCAGCCCAUUAACGGGGAAGAUUCAGAACGAGGAAAAUACGACAGAGAGCAGCAAAAUGUCAUCAUUGUUUUAAUCGCUCCAAUAUUUUUACAGGAUAUUCUUUUUAUCUAAGUAUUUUCCCCAAUUGCUAAAUACAUGGUAUGGUCAUGACAAAUAACAGUAUUGUGCUGAAUGAAAUAUGAAAUAUUAAAAAUGCAUUUAUUCAGUAUGACAGGGCAAAAUUACUGCAUAAUGGUCAAACGUCCGACUUCUUAAACCUCCCGAACAGUAUUUUAUGCAACCGGAGUUAGUCCGGCUUUUGUCAUUUCCCUGCCCAGUCUUCGGAGACGGAGGAAAGAGCGUAAACAAAACAGGAGGCUUGACAGCUAGGCGAAGUGCUAACCCAAACCGAGCGGCUUAUCCAAGUCUUUUUCUCGCCUUUCGAAAACGAAAAAUCACACAAAACUACCCCGACUCGUGUCACACACGGCAGCGGGUUUGAUUGUCUUCACCGAUCGGCCAGCCCCCGGCAGCAAGCAAGUUUCGGCUCGUCAUUCUGCUGCGGCCCCGGCAGGCAGGCAGUGCUCCUCGCCGUUGUUCUGGCAAAUUUUGCAAGUUACAUCAUAAACAUACAUGCAACACGAAAAUGGACGCAAUUGAGAACGAGAUGAGAGUGGGGGCUCACCGAGCCCAAGCCUAAAAUAGCGCAUUCUCGGGGGGCAUGCGAAGAGGACCGAGGGGGUUGGAAGUCUACACAAUUGAGAACUGGAGACUAGAGCGGGGGGGCUGCUCGGGGCCAAGCCAAGGAAAGCGCGCUGUGGGCGGGCACGCGAACUGGACCAAGGGGGGUGGAAGUCUACACAAUCGAGAACCGGAGUCUAGAGCGGGGGGUUGCUCAGGGCCAAGCCAAGGAAAGCGCUCUGUAGGCAGCCACGCCUUUGUCGGCCGGCGACCAUGAUGUGUGACAAGUCGCCGGUCCUUGGCCUUCUGGCCUUUUCGGUAGUCAGAGAGUAUUGGUCCCCACAAAAUGCUCUUUAUUAAAAUGUUUGCCAUGAUCCCAGUAUUUGACAUCGUAUAAAACACAAAGCUUACUCACUUCUUUGUCCGUCCAAUGGUUCCUCGGUUGUCAGGCUUGUUUUGCUCAUCGCGGUGAACAAGGAUCUUUUGAAAAUCCAAAAAGCCUCACACCACUCUCCCUGGUGUACCAACAAAAGCCUGCAGCACAUUGGGCAGGCGUGAUGUAAAAAAUAAACAAAUUAAUCUGCAAAAUCAGCUGACUCCGCAGUCCUUCUGCAUGCUAUAGUAAUGGCUGUAUUGUGAGAUGGUUCCUCGGCUGACGUCACAUUCGCCUCCUUCCUUAACCCGAGACUCGAGCCGGAAGUCACUCAUUUUCAUGGCGCGGGAUUCAAAAAAUUGAAUAAAUAUAUCGAUGGCUUUCACACACAUCCAAGCGGUCCAUUUCAUUCAGGAGCAUAAAAUACUGCAGGUAAGAUGAAAUAAAUAUGCUUUUUUGUGUCACAGGCAUUUUAACAUUCCUUGAUCAUUUAAAAAAAAAAAUCGAUGAAAAGAGGGUUUGUAAAGCAGAGUAAAGGAGAUGCAAGGUGAAAUUAAUAGCCUUACUGGGCAAGUCAACUCUUUAAUAUUUAAAUAACUAAGAAUUCUAAAAAUCUGAACUCCUUAGCUGCCAUUGACGCCGAUAGACGUCCAAUCCAUUUGAAAAGGGGAAGGAUGACAGCGAGUGUACAUUCAUUCAUUUGCUGCCAACACUCAAAGUUAAAAUGGAUUGGACAUAUACUAGUGACAAACUAAAAGAGUUUUAAUUUAGUUCUUUAAGAGCCAAAUGAUUGGAUGUCUUUUAUCGUCAAUGGCACUGAAAGAUCUAAUUAACGUACUUUAGUGUCAUAAUUACUUGAUAAUGGCAUAAUUACAUAAUGAGGAGCGAUUGUUAACUAGGCUUGUUUUCAGCACACCUUAUAUGUUUUGCAUACUUGCAUGUCUCGAUUACUUCAGAAAACCUUUAAUCAACAUUCCAUUCCACAUUAACAAGCAAAUAAUUGAUUCGUGACCAACCAUAAGGACUAAUGUACUACAUCACCUAUGGCACCUAGUGGUCAAGAGAAGUAAUGAUGCCACAUAUCUGCGAGUAAAUUGUUCGGUUGUUUUUUUAAGCCAAGUGAUUUUGCAAUGAUGGAUUGAUAAACUUAUUUGACAAUUUACAUUAAAAAAAUAUAUAAACCAUAAGUCACUGGGGAAAUACAUAAAUAAAUGAAAAUGAUGAACAUUUUUUAAUAUUAUAAAUAAUAUUAUGUACUGUAUUAUAUAUAUAAUCUUAAAAGAUUAUAUAUAUGCUGUAUACACUGCACAUGUACAGUAUAUAUAAAUGUAAGCACAUACACGUGAAUGUUUGUCUCUCAGCAAUUCACACAAAUAGCACUUUUUUUUUUUUUUUUUUUUACCUUUAUUGUUUUUGACGGCAAUAGACGUCUAAACUAAUUAAACUGGGAUGGACUGGCACUGAAUGAUCACUCGCAGCCAAUCAGUAAAGCCAGUUUUCUGCUGCAUGGUACUCGCUCGGCUCAGCUCUACCCUUUUCCCUUUGAAGCUUGCUUAUUUCUCUCUGGGUUUUGGGAAAUUUGAACACAUCAACAUUGAACACAUCAAUUGGCUUAUGGAAACAACAACGGAGGAUCUUAGCAUUUCAAAAUACAUUUUCUCCAAGAAGAGAAUAAUGGCAAUGAGAAAAUAAUCCAAAUGUGUGAGAGCAUUUCAAUAGUGUCUAUUGUAGUCUAUCCUAAAUGUAGCGACUGAUAAGGACAGUAAACCAACACUAUUGAUGUAAUGCUACAUUUCAGUAAUUUUAAUGGCUGUUAUUUGAUUUAUAUGGCAAUUACAUCUCCUGGAGGCUUGUUUUCAUAAAAUGUGUAAUUUCUCAGGAAUUGUUUUUUUUUUUGCCAAGAAGAAUAUUGUUAAUAAUACCAGUAUUUAUUAUGUACAGUGUAUACAGUAAUAAUUACAUGGCACAGCUGACAACGUUUAGCACUUUUGCUUCACAGUUAUAAGGUUGGGCGUUCGUACCUGUGCUCUGACAUUCCUGUGCGGAUUCAGCAUGUUCUCCCCGUGGGUGCUGGCUUUCGUCCCAAAUUCCAAAAAUACACUUUUACAUUAAAUGAAGACUAGUAAUUGGGUGUGGAUGUGAUAGAUGUUUGCCUACAGCAGUGUUUUACGACCGGUAUGCCGCGGCACACUAGUGUGCCGUGAGAGAUCGUCAGGUGUGUCGUGAGAAAUUAUCCAAUAUGGCUUUUUUUUUUUUUUUUUUUUUUU
Messenger RNA from Corythoichthys intestinalis (scribbled pipefish), 7392 nucleotides. It is a transcript of the gene fbxo41, whose product is annotated as F-box protein 41. The transcript has 14 exons. NCBI's taxonomy places the organism in Eukaryota, Metazoa, Chordata, Actinopteri, Syngnathiformes, Syngnathidae. Gene Ontology annotation, molecular function: protein binding. The coding region runs from base 280 to 2784 and encodes 834 amino acids. The record is from RefSeq and is a predicted model, not a curated record.